AUGAAUAGAGGUUACUAGUACCUGACUGAGAUCGGCCGCCAGUUGGGCGGCUUGAGAGAAGACAUUAACGUUUUCCCUACAACAAUGAGGCGUAGUUCAAGUACCAGUCGAAUCAGUUGCCGGCAAUCAAUCCAGCCACUGAGGGUGCAGGAUAAUAAUAAGACGGGACUUCAUACACCCCAACCGCAAGAGAGAAGGACAACUUUUGGAAAGCAGAGUGCGGGAAAGCACGCACCAGGGACAUCAGAAAGGAAAACCAGUUUUUUUGGCAAAAGGACUAGUGGCCCCGGAAGCUUACGGAACAGCCAAUAUGGUGCUUUUGGAAGUACAGAGAAAAUCAAGGAGCCUAGGCCACUUCAUGACAAAGCAUUUAUUCAGCAAUGUAUCCGUCAACUUUAUGAUUUUCUUGUAACAUAUGGAUAUGGUCCUACAGUCUCUGUGAAAUCACUCCAAACUCCUUCUGCUAAGGAAUUUGUGAAAAUUUUUAGCUUUAUUUAUGAACAGUUUUGUCCUUCAUGUGACCUUGCGGGUUCCAAAUUUGAAGAAGAAAUCCCAAGAAUUUUCAAAGAGCUUGGUUAUCCAUUUCCUUUGUCGAAAAGCUCUAUGUAUACUGUGGGUGCUCCUCAUACAUGGCCUCAGAUUGUAGCCGCUCUGGUCUGGCUGAUAGAUUGUUACAAGUUGUUUACUUGUAUGAAAGAAAAACCACAGUCAUUUGAUGAAGAACAGAUUUUGAUAGAGACUGAAGAUGGAAUUUUGCAUAACAAGCUUUUUUUGGACUACUCUAUAAAAUGUUAUGACCAUUUCAUGAAGAGUGAAGACAAUUUUGAAGAAUUUGAUGCUGAAAUAGAUUCCAAAUUAAAGAAUCUGUUUCAGGUACAUGAAAAGCAUUUAACAGUCUUAGAAGAAAAAGAAAAAAGGUUGAAGGAAGAGAUUGCAAAGCGUGAAAAGGAAAAAGAAAGCGAACCAGACCGUUUAGAGCAACUACGGAGGCUGAAAUCAUCUUUACAGGCAGAUUGUAAACAAUAUGAGUCUUAUAUGGCCAGUUUGGAAUCUCUCUCAAGCAGCCUCAGUCAAAAGACAAAGAGUAUUACAGAGGAGCAAGAAGCUGCUGCAAUGGAAAUUGAAGCACUGAAACAGGAAAACUCACAUUUGGUGGUUGUUUGUGAUAAACAAAAGUAUUCCACUGCAGACAUUGAGAAACUGAAUUCUGAAAUAGAGGAGCUGAAACAGGCAGUAAAUAAAUUAACCAAGGAAUUGGAAGUAGAACAGCGGCAACUGUGGAAUGAGGAAUUAAAAUAUGCAAGAGGAAAAGAAGCAAUUGAAGCAGAUUUGACAGAAUACCAUAAAUUGGCUCGAAAAUUAAAACUAAUUCCUACAAGUGCAGAGAAUUCUGAUGGUCUUAAUUUUGAAAUUAAAUUUAAUCCUGAUGCAGGCCCUAAUUGUCUGUUUAAGUACAGAACUCAGAUUCGUGCUCCCCUUCUGAAUCUCAUAAACAAGACGGAAGAGGAGAUUGCAAAUGCAACAAAGAGAAAAAUUAGCUUGGAAGACACAUUAGAACAGGUAAAUACAAUGGAAGCUGAACAGGAAAGCAUUGUGAAAAUGUUAAGUGAAGAAAUGCAAAAACUGGAAGAUUUAUGUCAACAAAAAGCAAAGGAAGUUGACGAAGAAGAAGAAAAGACUAAGAAGGAGCUGGAGUUGUUGGAGAAACAUAAAAGUUUGCUUUAUAGUGGUGUCAAUGAGGGUAUCAGUGAAGCCACGAAGGAACUGCAUGAAACCCGAUGCCGAUACCAAGUGGUUAUGCAAACAACUUCAAAAGAGAAAAGGAAAAUGGAUAAAAAUAUGCAGUAUCUUCUGGAACUAAUAUUUACUCAUCUUGAGACAGUUGAGAAAUACUUGACUGAACAGAAUAUAAAACUUGACAGAGAAUUCAAUGAAUUUAUAUCUCAAGAUCCGCUGACGAACUUGAAAGAAAUCCUAGAUAAUUACAAAAAGAAGAUGAGUACCCUGUAUAUUUCAGACACAUGAAUGAAAAUAUCUGUAUACUAUAAAAAUGGUCUAAAAUAUUUGCUUGCUAGGGCAGUGUUUUAUAAUGUUUUGAAUCGUACUUCUGUUCAUGUGAACAUAUGGCAUUUGGAGGCUAUCUCUUUUUUUAUUGUAAUAAUUAUUAAAACCAAUAUUCGCUUUUUGGAUGCAUAAAUACAUCAGGCCUUAAAACCUGACUGUUUUAUAAGUUAUCAGUAAAGGACAAUGAUAAAUCUCAUGGAUUUGAAUAUUUCAU
Thamnophis sirtalis is the source of this 2278-nucleotide messenger RNA. It is a transcript of the gene NDC80, whose product is annotated as NDC80 kinetochore complex component. NCBI's taxonomy places the organism in Eukaryota, Metazoa, Chordata, Lepidosauria, Squamata, Natricidae. The record is from RefSeq and is a predicted model, not a curated record. Gene Ontology annotation, biological process: attachment of mitotic spindle microtubules to kinetochore. Gene Ontology annotation, cellular component: Ndc80 complex.